Messenger RNA from Colius striatus (speckled mousebird), 2046 nucleotides. It is a transcript of the gene TSLIG1, whose product is annotated as zinc finger and BTB domain containing 8 opposite strand. Bases 406 to 900 code for a protein of 164 amino acids. NCBI's taxonomy places the organism in Eukaryota, Metazoa, Chordata, Aves, Coliiformes, Coliidae. Gene Ontology annotation, cellular component: tRNA-splicing ligase complex. Gene Ontology annotation, biological process: tRNA splicing, via endonucleolytic cleavage and ligation. The transcript is spliced from 9 exons. The record is from RefSeq and is a predicted model, not a curated record.
UGAAGCUCCCCCGGGAGCCGCCAUUUUCCGGAGGGGAAGGGGCGGGCGGCGCGGGGCUCUCGCUCGCUCUUAAAGCGGCAGCAGCUCGGCAGCGAAGCCCCGGGUUGGGAGCGGGGAAGGCCCGUGGCUGUGGCCGCGGUUUCCUCCAGUCACGACAGAUGUGGGCAGACUGUGUCAGGACCGGAUCGGACCAGACCGGACCGAAAAGGAACAUGGGAAAACUCCUGUGCUUGUAUUUGGUGUGCAUGUGCUUCUAGGACUGAAGGCUGCAAUACAAUCCCUGUCCUAAGAGGAAAAUAGACUUACCUGAAGAAAAAUCGUGGCAGCAUCAGUGGACACGCUUCAGGAAGUGGCCAUGUUUCCUGCCACCACGGAGUGAGUGAGUGUUUCUGAAGCCCAGCAGCAAUGGCAGCUGAGGAGAGGGACUACAACCUGACCGAGGAGCAGAAGGCUGUCAAAGCCAAGUACCCACCACUCAACAAGAAAUACGAAUAUUUGGAUCACACAGCAGAUGUGCAGUUACAUGCCUGGGGAGACACCUUGGAAGAAGCAUUUGAGCAGUGUGUUAUGGCCAUGUUUGGCUACAUGACUGAUACAGAGACUGUGGAACCUCUGGAUACAGUCGAGGUAGAGGCAGAAGGGCAUGACAUGUUGUCUCUUCUCUUCCACUUCUUGGAUGAAUGGCUGUAUAAAUUCAGUGCCAAUGAGUUCUUUAUACCCAGGGAGGUGAAAGUGCUUUACAUCGACCGAAUGCAAUUCAAAAUAAGAUCAAUUGGGUGGGGAGAAGAGUUCUCUUUACCCAAACACCCUCAGGGUACAGAGGUCAAAGCCAUAACUUACUCAGCAAUGCAGAUCUGUGAAGAUGAAAAGCCAGAAGUCUUUGUCAUCAUUGAUAUUUAAAGCAAGACAAGGGUGAUGGAGCAGAUGUUUGUUGUUGGCUGGCAGCAGUCCCUUGAAAACUCUGAUCUCCGUGGAAGUAACGAAGGAAUUGCCCAAUUAAAGUCGUAAAUGGAAGGGAAUAGUUGUGAGGAAUGUCAGCCUGUGUUUUGAGGAUGGUGAGACAGAAAUAACCUGCAUGCCAGGAAAAGAACUCACUGGUGUUUUGGGGAGUGUUGAAACAGAGUUGCAGGGGUUGAAAGUCACUCAGUAAUAGUAGUAGUCAGCUUUUAAGGCUGAUACAUGAGUCAGGUGCUAUAUGAACUAAAGAGAUAAGUGCAGCUGCUAUUUAAAAUAUGAUCUUUUGGUGAGGUGGCAGGAGAUAAUGUAAGUCUUCCUUUGCAGAUGUCAGUGUUCUAAUUGUGAGGUGAUAACCCUCCUCCAUAUGAUAUAAAGUGUCCAGAAUAUCUGCAAUGGCUCAGAUUUAUUGUAGACAAUUUCUGACUGUUGAAAGGAUACCUAAGAAAGCAGAGCACUGAAAAACCAAACUGACCACUUCAAAAUCAAACCAGCACACCUUCUGGAGUACUUAAAAAGAUGUCAUACCAGCAGGUGGUGCUGAAUUGUUGUAAAUAAAUGUCCACAUGAAAUCCCACAUGACUGUGUACUUGGACUCCUAACAGCACCUAUUAUCACUCUGAAAAGUAGGCAGCUUUGCUGCUGCCAUGGAAUGGGAUACACCAGACUCUGCAGGCUCACUCCCAACUAUGUCUUGUGAAAGCUGAUUCUCUUUUCUUUAAAAAGCAGGCUGUUAGCUCAGCCUCCAUUCCUUCCUGUAAGGACAAUGUGAGCCAUCCUUUAACGUCAGAGGAUUAUGGACUUGAGUUCACUGAAUCAAAAUUCAUUAAAAAAAGAUCAAAAGUGUGUUGUGUUUUAAAUCACAGGACAGAGAAUGUGUGUUCCUCGCCUUUGCUGCUUAUGUGUGAGGAAGUUUUUAUUCUAAGUGCUGCAAGUGCCUCACAUCUGGAGGUAGUGUCUCAUCAUUUUGUUGUAAAGUCAUCUUAAAUAGACCCAAUUUAAUCUGUCUGGCGAAGACUGAGGGAUAAAAUCCCUCAUGCUUCUUUUGAGAAAUCUUCAAUGCUGAAAUAAAACUUGGGCUGAAAGAAUCAA